AUGACGGAGGUCGACGGAUAUGAGGAGAGCCACAACGGCGAUGAGAGCGGAAUGACCGGGCCCGGCGCGCCCACACCACUUACCGCUCUAGAGGGAGUCGCUGGCUUAACAAAGCGGGAUAUCCAGCUUGUUGUUGAUGGCGGCUACAACACAGUAGAAUCGGUCGCGUAUACCCCGCGUCGAGUACUGGAGCAGAUCAAGGGUAUCUCCGAGCAGAAAGCCUCAAAAAUCCUUGCUGAAGCCUCCAAACUCGUACCAAUGGGCUUUACGACCGCCACUGAGAUGCACCAACGGCGAAGCGAGCUCAUCUCUAUCACGACAGGCUCCAAGCAGCUAGACACACUUCUUGCUGGUGGUAUUGAGACCGGAUCAGUGACCGAGCUGUUUGGAGAGUUUCGUACUGGAAAGAGCCAGAUUUGCCACACACUAGCCGUUACCUGUCAACUUCCUUUUGACAUGGGUGGCGGUGAGGGCAAAUGCAUGUACAUUGACACCGAAGGCACAUUCCGACCGGUUCGUCUGCUUGCCGUCGCCAACAGGUUUGGCCUUUCUGGCGAGGAGGUGCUGGACAACGUUGCUUACGCUCGCGCCUACAACUCAGAUCACCAACUGCAGCUUCUCCAGCAAGCCGCCGCGAUGAUGUGUGAGACACGGUUUUCGCUGCUCAUCGUUGAUAGUGCGACAGCCCUAUACAGAACCGACUUUCUUGGUCGUGGGGAACUAUCAUCUAGACAAACUCACCUUGCAAAAUUCAUGCGCACUCUGCAGAGGCUUGCUGACGAGUUUGGUAUUGCUGUUGUUAUUACAAAUCAGGUUGUUGCGCAGGUUGACGGUGGACCGAGUGCCAUGUUCAACCCUGACCCGAAGAAACCUAUCGGCGGUAACAUUAUUGCACACGCCAGCACGACAAGAAUCAGCUUGAGAAAAGGCCGUGGAGAGACCCGGGUUGCCAAGAUUUAUGACAGUCCCUGCUUACCAGAGAGUGACUGUCUAUUCGCGAUCAACGAGGAUGGCAUUGGAGAUCCAAGCCCAAAGGACUUGGAGAAGGACUAA
Molecule: messenger RNA, 1053 nt
Organism: Colletotrichum truncatum
Lineage: Eukaryota; Fungi; Ascomycota; Sordariomycetes; Glomerellales; Glomerellaceae
Product: DNA repair protein rhp51
Biological process (GO): DNA recombinase assembly; double-strand break repair via homologous recombination; reciprocal meiotic recombination
Cellular component (GO): condensed nuclear chromosome
Molecular function (GO): DNA strand exchange activity; ATP binding; single-stranded DNA binding
Source: RefSeq, a predicted model, not a curated record